This is a messenger RNA of Paracoccidioides brasiliensis Pb18, 654 nucleotides long. RefSeq names its product 60S ribosomal protein L10a. Gene Ontology annotation, cellular component: large ribosomal subunit. The transcript is spliced from 4 exons. The record is from RefSeq and is a predicted model, not a curated record. The coding region runs from base 1 to 654 and encodes 217 amino acids. Gene Ontology annotation, molecular function: RNA binding; structural constituent of ribosome. Gene Ontology annotation, biological process: translation.
AUGUCGAAAAUCACAGUCGCCGGAGUGCGCCAAAAUGUCCAACAACUCCUCGAUUUCUCCCUGAACGAGAAAAAGAGAAAUUUCCUCGAGACCGUCGAGCUCCAGAUCGGCCUGAAGAACUAUGAUCCCCAGCGUGACAAGCGUUUCUCCGGCACCAUCAAGCUGCCUGCCAUUCCCCGCCCGGGAAUGAGCAUCUGUGUUCUCGGCGACCAGCAUGAUAUCGAUCGUGCCAAGCACCUCGGCGUCGACUCCAUGUCCACGGAGGACUUGAAGAAGCUGAACAAGAACAAAAAGCUCAUUAAGAAGCUGGCCCGCAAGUACGAUGCCUUCAUCGCCUCCGACAGCAUCAUCAAGAUGGUUCCUCGCCUUUUGGGACCUGGUCUCUCCAAGGCCGGUAAAUUUCCCACCCCAGUCUCCCACGCCGAAGAUCUCGGCAACAAGAUCAAUGAUGUGAAGUCCACCAUCAAGUUCCAGCUGAAGAAGGUUCUGUGUCUUGGUGUUGCCGUUGGAAACGUCGGAAUGACCGAGGAUGAGCUGAUCUCCAACAUCAUGUUGGCCAUCAACUACCUCGUCAGUUUGUUGAAGAAGGGAUGGCAGAACGUUGGCAGCUUGACGAUCAAGGCCUCCAUGUCUCCCCCCAAGAGAUUGUAUUAA